Molecule: messenger RNA, 735 nt
Organism: Musca vetustissima
Lineage: Eukaryota; Metazoa; Arthropoda; Insecta; Diptera; Muscidae
Product: DNA-binding protein RFXANK-like
Exons: 2
Coding region: 1-735 (244 amino acids)
Molecular function (GO): protein binding
Source: RefSeq, a predicted model, not a curated record
AUGUCACAAUCUACACAAGCUAGCCAAGAGUCACAACGCCAAACCGAUACACCUUCCCCAAAUACCACCACCUCAACACCUCUGUCCACUCCCAACUCAUUGCAUUCUUCCAGUUUCCUACACGAUCAUUCAGCUUCGGGGCAAACGGGUAAACAUAAAUCCGCCUUUCUACCAUAUCGACCACAGACCACCGUCCUCACCAAUCUUCAAAGAGGUAAUACAGAAGCCACAUUUUGUCCCGUUGAAGUCAAACUAUCAUUUCAUGAACGGGCCGGACAAGGUGAACUGACAGAUGAACAAAUUUUACAGCAGAAAGCCAUAAAUAUCGACUUUAAAGAUAGUUUCGGGUUUACACCUUUGCAUUGGGCCUGUUACUAUGGCCAAUUUGCCACGGUACAAUCAUUGGUUGAGGCCGGUGCCAAUAUCAAUGAAGAGGCCCCGGAAAUGGUCACCCCUUUAAUACUGGCCGCCUCGGGUGGUCAUCAUGAAGUUGUCCGGUUACUUUUGGAUAAGGGUGCUGACUCGACACAUAUGGAUAUUGUGGGUAAUACAGCGUUGAUGUAUGCCGCUGCUGGUAAUCAUCCGCAUACUUGUAAUGAGAUAUUAUCCCGUGACCCGGAUAUGACGGCGACAAAUGAAAAUGGUGAUACGGCCUAUGCUUUGGCCAUAGAGAAUGGUUCCACGUUAUCACAAGCUGUCCUGGAACAAUAUUUAACGGCUGUUUUGUCGUUAUGA